AUGCUACGUCUUUCUGGUUAUCACAUCAUGAUAGUUUCGAAGUACCUCGAGUUUUUUAAUAAUACAAACUUUAUUAACUUAGAGUUUGUAUGCAAGAAGUUUGGUGGUAAUAUGGAGAAGUUCCACUUCAACCCAAUUCCGUUGGAUUAUAAAACAAUUGGGUACUAUUCAAACAUCGAGACACUUCACUUGUGGGAUGUAAAAAAUGAGAAUUUUAAAAAUGGAUUUAUUAUCAACAAAAGAGAAAAUAAAGAUAAAUCAUUGUGUGGUUCAAUGUUGAUUUCGAGACUGUUGACAAUAACAAAGAUCGAAACAUCGAAUUUAAAAAUGUUACUUACACUCA
Messenger RNA from Entamoeba invadens IP1, 343 nucleotides. RefSeq names its product leucine rich repeat containing protein BspA family protein. The annotation marks the transcript as partial. The transcript has 2 exons. The record is from RefSeq and is a predicted model, not a curated record. NCBI's taxonomy places the organism in Eukaryota, Evosea, Mastigamoebida, Endamoebidae.